UACUGUUUUUUUUUGUAUUCAUCAUGAGAUAACAUAAUUUUUGUCAAUAUCAUAUAUAUUAAGAUCACUUGACAGUUUUUUUAAUUACUUCAAUUUAUAUCGCAGCCAUAAAUAGAUGAUUCGACGAUUUUUCGCCACAACUGCCAACAUGGUAAAAGCAAGAACUUGGGUAAAAGCAAACGAAUGGAAUGGACUUCCGAAAAUAGCUGAUUUUAAGCUGGUUGAAGAGGAACUUCCAGCACUUAAACCCAACGAAGUACUGGUAGAAAGUGAAUUUUUGUCUGUGGAUCCAUAUCAAUGGGCUUACAAAGUAAAUCCCGGUUCCGUAAUGAUUGGCGGUCAAGUAGGCAAGGUCAUGGAAUCCAAAAACGAUAAUUUUCCCGUUGGAUCUUUCGUUUACGGUCACUUUGGAUGGCGUUCACAUACAGUCUUUACACCUGACGCGAGUGGCGGCAGCUUUGGAGAUGCUUAUGCGCUACCAGAUUUCAAAUCAUUGCCACGUUCCUUGGCCCUCGGAGUCUUGGGAAUGCCGGGAAAUACCGCUUACUUCGGAUUUCUCGAGAUUUGCGGCCCCGUAAAAUCGGGAGAGACAUUAGUGGUGAAUGCCGCUGCCGGUGCUGUUGGCAGUCUAGUCGGUCAAAUUGGAAAGUUGAAGGGCAUGAAGGUAAUCGGCAUUGCAGGAUCCGAUAAAAAGUGUCAGUGGCUCACAAAUGAACUCGGAUUUGAUCAUGCAAUCAACUACAAGACGCAAGAUGUGAAGAAGGAGUUGGCCCGAGUAGCCGAUAAGGGCAUCGACUGUUUCUUCGACAACGUUGGCGGAGAACAGGCCAGUUGGGUCAUUAAUUUGAUGAAUGAUCGUGGUCGUAUCUCGGUUUGCGGAUCCAUUUCUACAUAUGACAACAUUACUACGGGUACCGUAACAAAAGUGCCAGCGCCACAACCGAUGUUUGUCUUCAAACAGCUCAAAAUGGAAGGAUUUGUAGUAACUCGUUGGUCCGACCGCUGGAUGGAGGGCAUUCAUCAGAUGGGAGAAUGGGUGAAAGAAGGCAAAAUUAAGUACCACGAAACAGUAACGGAAGGUUUCGACAACAUGCCAAAAGCAUUUGUAGCCAUGUUGACUGGAGACAGCACUGGCAAAGCUGUUGUUAAAGCAUAGAAAAUAUUAUUGCAUUUUUUUAAACAAAUCUUUAAAAAUAAAAUUUCAAAGAUACAAAAAACCAG
Molecule: messenger RNA, 1221 nt
Organism: Culicoides brevitarsis
Lineage: Eukaryota; Metazoa; Arthropoda; Insecta; Diptera; Ceratopogonidae
Product: prostaglandin reductase 1-like
Exons: 1
Coding region: 116-1156 (346 amino acids)
Biological process (GO): prostaglandin metabolic process
Cellular component (GO): cytoplasm
Molecular function (GO): 2-alkenal reductase [NAD(P)H] activity; 15-oxoprostaglandin 13-reductase [NAD(P)+] activity
Source: RefSeq, a predicted model, not a curated record